CGGGGCUGGGGCUGCCGCAGGGGACACUGGGAAGCUGGCGCGAAUCGCACGGCGCGUGCUGGGAGCGUUGGUGGAGAGCGGGGGCGACCGCGGGAGCGAGGGGUCCUCACAGACAUGGCGGCCAAGGGAGGUCUCUACGGCUGCCAAGACCCCGCGUGCUGGAGACGAGUGCGCGACCUGCACUGGGCGGUGGUCGAAGCCAAGGGGAGCGAGCGGAAAGGCCUCGCCGGGCUGGAGAAAUGGUAUCAGGAGGAGUUGCCGGCUGCUCUCGCGGGACGGAAAGAGAAGCAUUUGACCCAGGGCGAAGUAGUGAAGCUGAUGCAGUGGAAACUCACCGUGAGUCACUUCCCAGCUGAAUGGCCACGUGCAGCGUCUCAGCCCUAUAAUGGGAGUGGAUGCACGGCUGGGACGGGGGUCUCAGCCCCCCACGGGCUGCGACAUCUCUUCCAGCGGGGAAAGUUCCGUCCUCGUCUGCAGCAGCUGGUGGCCACUAACUCCCAGGAGACAGUGGAGCGCUGUACAAGGAAAGCUUUUCAGCUCCUCCCAGAUGUGGCAGCUGCCAUAACUGAGCUGAGCCAGCUAAAGGCUAUAGGACCAGCCACAGCUUCAGCAAUCCUGGCAGCAGGAGCCCCUGAGGUUGUGGCUUUCAUGGCAGAUGAAGCAGUGGAGUCCAUCCCAGGCCUCACCCCCAUUAAGUAUUCCCUCAAGCAUUACAUCUGCUACCUGGACAGGAUCCAGCUUUGUACCAAGAAACUAAAUGAAGUUGACAAAGAGAAAGACUGGACUCCUCACCAGGUGGAGAUGUGUCUCUGGGCCUGGGCUGUGGCACAGAAAUUGUGUCCUGCGCUGCUGCAGACACUUUGCUUAGGGGAAGAAGAGGCUGGUGAGGAUGCCAGAGCCACAAAGAAACAAAAAACCAAAUGAAAUCAUCCCAGGCAGAGACCCAACAAGCAUCUACAUGUUUGCCUCCUGUAGGCUGAUCCACAGCCUAUGGUGGACUCCUCGGGGAUCCAAGUGUUGCCCUGGUUCUGGUGCCUUGGGUGAGGGGGGGGAAGGAAGAGGAGGAGGGAGACGUUAAGUGAAUCCCUCCGCAUUCUGUAGCCCAAGCUGCAGAAACCUGUGUUCAAGACCCUAUCUUCUCCAGGCACUGGCUUUGUGAGUGUCUUGCUUCUUUCAAUGAUUUUUUAAUAAAACUUUGAUAGACUUUUGUAGAA
This is a messenger RNA of Alligator mississippiensis (American alligator), 1214 nucleotides long. RefSeq lists its product as uncharacterized. NCBI's taxonomy places the organism in Eukaryota, Metazoa, Chordata, Crocodylia, Alligatoridae. The record is from RefSeq and is a predicted model, not a curated record. The coding region runs from base 115 to 924 and encodes 269 amino acids. The transcript has 5 exons.